Messenger RNA from Perca flavescens (yellow perch), 659 nucleotides. RefSeq names its product DnaJ (Hsp40) homolog, subfamily C, member 19 (gene dnajc19). Gene Ontology annotation, cellular component: PAM complex, Tim23 associated import motor. Gene Ontology annotation, molecular function: ATPase activator activity. NCBI's taxonomy places the organism in Eukaryota, Metazoa, Chordata, Actinopteri, Perciformes, Percidae. Bases 207 to 557 code for a protein of 116 amino acids. The transcript is spliced from 6 exons. The record is from RefSeq and is a predicted model, not a curated record. Gene Ontology annotation, biological process: protein import into mitochondrial matrix.
AGACUGACCCUGACCAGGGGAGGAGCGAAGAGGGACCAGCAGAUGUCGGUCAACCGUCCCAACCUUCUCGGACCAUAGCAACGCUUUACGACAGUUCUCCGCUCCAUUUACGGCACAAACACAUGCACGCCUGCUUGAGCGACGAAAACAUGAGAGGUCAAAAGUUAUGAUCCUGAUCUUCAGCAGAAACGGAACGUAACACAGACAUGGCCAGUUCCAUGGUGGCAGUGGGACUGGCUCUGGCAGCAGCUGGAUUUGCAGGUCGCUAUGCCAUGCAGGCCAUGAGGCAGAUGGAGCCUCAGAUGAAAGUGGCCCUUCAGAGUUUCCCCAAGACGGCUUUUGGAGGAGGGUACUAUCGAGGAGGAUUUGAUCCUAAGAUGACAAAGAGAGAAGCUUGUCUGGUUUUGGGUGUCAGUCCCACAGCUAACCCAAAUAAGAUCAGAGAGGCACAUAGAAGACUGAUGAUCCUGAACCAUCCAGAUAGAGGUGGAUCUCCCUAUAUAGCAGCGAAGAUAAAUGAAGCGAAGGAUUUAAUGGACGCCCAGACAAAGAAAUAGAACAUGCCGGCUUGUCCAUGCUGUUGCACUGACGGACUUAAGCGAUUACCAGACUUUUGUAACUGAUUCUCAAAUAAAAUCACACUGUAUAUAAAUUGGUAA